Molecule: messenger RNA, 1838 nt
Organism: Ipomoea triloba (trilobed morning glory)
Lineage: Eukaryota; Viridiplantae; Streptophyta; Magnoliopsida; Solanales; Convolvulaceae
Product: F-box/FBD/LRR-repeat protein At1g13570-like
Exons: 3
Coding region: 389-1669 (426 amino acids)
Molecular function (GO): protein binding
Source: RefSeq, a predicted model, not a curated record
GGAGGGGAUUGAUCGAAGAAAGCGACGAAUAAUGGAGGGAAAACGCGCGCCUUUCUCAUACGCGCCGCCGUACGAUUCUUCUCUGUGAUACAUGGAGCUACAGAAUCUUCACCCGCCGAUUCAAUGUUAUUCUCUGCGGAGUCCUUAGCAGUGUACCGAUUUCACUCGGGUCGGAGCAUAGAACUAGAAAGGUUCUCCUCUUCGCGGUUUCGAUUACAGGUUUGUCUGCGUGUAUGUAUGUAUUCUUCCGCCUUUCCUUUCUCUCACUGAAACUCCUAUGAAGAAUUAGAAAACCUUUUUUGUCUCCGAUUCUCCGGUGCUUAUUUCUGCAAAAACAUAGAAGCUUUAGGAAUUUCGUAAGUUCAAAUAUAUUUUUGUUUCGUAUCCAAUGGCUAGUUCUCGUCGAAGAACAUCAGAAUCGAAUGAAAGAAGGGAUAUUAUAAGUCAGCUGCCAGGAGAUCUUAAGGAUAAAAUUUUAGAGUGUUUGCCCACUCGAGACGCUGCUAGGAUUGCUCUGCUAUCCACUGAGUGGAGGGAUGUUUGGUUGCGGCAUGGGCGGCUUGUGUUUGAUAAUGCCUUCUUCUUCAAAUGUGCCCAGAAAUACGGAGGCUACAAACGCAUGGUGAACAUAUUAGAUCGCGUUAUCAUACACCGUGCUGCACCGGUUAAGAAAUUUACCCUAUCCAAUUCCCAGUCAGAUUUAAUGCUGAAUCAGUGUGAUUUAGACAGGUGGUGUCUUUUUCUAUCAAGAAAUGGGGUUGAGGAACUUAGCAUUGCUUUAGUUGUUUCGGGACAAAAAUAUGAUGUGCCAAUUUGGGUACUCUCCUGUCCUACAAUUAGGCAUCUGAACCUUGAAGGCUUCCUUAUUGGUUGCCCGCGUAAUGCUCCUUGUAUAUUUCCUGGUGUCACCUUAUUGCGGUUCAAGAAUGUGGAGUUUAAGCGUAGUGCUAAUGGAAUUGUGUCAUGUAUUAUUCCUAAUCUUGAGAAGCUGGCUCUCAGUGGUUCUUGUGGAGGGAUCAAUACUUUUGAGAUCAGUUCUCCAAAACUUGAAAGCUUCUCUGCUAUUGAUGUAGUGUAUGUGUUUGAAUCGAGAUGGCUUAAGUUUCAUUUGAAAGCAAUAAAGACACUUUGUUUGUCUGGCCUGUUGUUGUCGCGUAAACCUGUUGCAGCAGCCGUACCAACAUUCCCAACUGCAUUAAAUCUGCAAGUAAUGAAGCUGUAUGAAUUAAGUUUUGGUUGUGGGAAGCAGCUCACUGUUGCUAUGCAAUUGAUUAAAAAAUGUCCCAACCUAUGUGAACUGGGGAUUAUGGCAGAAAAGUCAAGUUGGAGGGAUGACAAAGAAGCAGCUUCAAGACUACGAGUUUUGGAGGAUCCAGAUGGGUGCUUUAAUAUUCAGGAUUUGACGAAGCUUAACACAAUCAAGUUUGAAUGUCAUAGUGGAUCUACACUCGAAAUGCUAUUUUUGAAAACACUGCUCUCAAAAUCCCCUCAACUCGAGAAAGUAUUUAUUCAGAAGGGUAGUACGAUGGAAUGUGAUAUCUCAAGGGAGUUGUUGUGCUUCCCGCAUGCAUCUCCAAAAGCACAACUCGUCUUCAAGGAAGUCUGGUUGCCACAUACCCUGAUUGGUCACCCUGAGCUUUACGAAUUUAGUUUGUCGACGCGUUGGUAGCUCCAUGGGUUAGGAUGCAAUAUAUAGAAAUGCAAUCAAAUAAUCAAUGGCUGUGGUGGAAGUUGAAACUAAACUUUUAGUUAAUUGUACUUAUAUUUUACUUCAGAUGAUGUGGGUGCUUAGCCAAGCUAAGUGUUUCUUAUGACUUCAAUGCAAUGAUGUUUUAAUU